AUGGGCUCCCUAACCGACCUCCCCCAAGCGGAAUCCCCAGACCUGAUCCUGACACACCCCACCCCGGACGAGAAACGGCAUACCUGGGAACGCAACUGGGCCGAGUGGGGCGGCGGCCUAAGCCUCGACGACUAUCUUAUCCGCGAACCGUACCUAACCACGAUUCCGUUGGCCGCCAAUGGAGGAAUGGCGCACUGGAUUCUCACCACCACUACCAGCAAUUCCUCAUCGGCUGAACAAGAUCGCCUAGUAUUUUCCAGCGUGGAGAGUCUGCGCAAACGGGCUUUGGUCACGGACCCAGAGACGGGUUUGGUGAGCGAGGAAGUCGCAUAUGGGAUUGGGAGUGUGUAUACGGCGGAGCAGUUUAGAGGGAAGAGGUAUGCGAGUAGGAUGUUGGGAAUUUUGGUGGAGCGAUUGAGGGAAGCUGGUGGCGUUGCGAACGAAGGAAACGAAAAUGGGGCGAGGGAGAAGGGCGCUGUGGCGAGUGCGCUGUGGAGUGAUAUUGGGAAACAGUUUUAUGGUAAGAAGGGGUGGUUAGCAUUUGCUAGUCGGCAUGUGACUUUCCCUUUCAGUUCUGAGUCUGUGUCUGUUGUAAAUGGCGGCAAAGAGAAGAAUGGGAACAAAGAGGCGAAGCCUAUCACGUACGAGAAUCUGGAGUCGUUCUGCAAAUUGGACGAGUUGGUGCUUAGGGCCAAAAUGGCAAGUGGUGGGAAGGGAAAGGCGAGGUUCGCGUUCAUUCCGGAUUACGACGCCAUGCGGUGGCAUCUAUACAGAGACGACAUCAUCGCACGACUCCGCCAAAUCAAAGACGAGGGACGUUCGAUGGUCAAAGGUGCAUACUCCGGGCCCGAGGGCAAAAGGGUAUGGGCUACUUGGUCGAGGAGCUAUAAUAAAGACGCACAAGACUCGAAGAACAAUACAUUGUGUAUCCUGCGGCUCGGCGUCGAAGAUGAGUCGGUGCCCGUGGAUGAACUGGCCAGGUCAUUUCGAGAGGUCAUGGAAGUGGCGGAGGAGGAGGCCAGGUAUUGGAAUUUGGGCAAGAUUGAGUUGUGGAAUCCCAACGGGGUGGUGAAAGAUGUGGUGGAUAAGUGUGGACUAGACCACGAGUGGGUGGAUAGGGACACGGAUAGUAUUCCUAGCUUGAAGUGGUAUGGUAAGGGGCGUACGGAGGACGUGGAGUGGGUUGCUAAUGAGAAGUACUGCUGGUGCUGA
Pseudomassariella vexata is the source of this 1212-nucleotide messenger RNA. RefSeq lists its product as uncharacterized. The transcript has a single exon. The record is from RefSeq and is a predicted model, not a curated record. NCBI's taxonomy places the organism in Eukaryota, Fungi, Ascomycota, Sordariomycetes, Amphisphaeriales, Pseudomassariaceae. The coding region runs from base 1 to 1212 and encodes 403 amino acids.